This is a messenger RNA of Bipolaris sorokiniana ND90Pr, 2243 nucleotides long. RefSeq lists its product as uncharacterized. Bases 91 to 1923 code for a protein of 610 amino acids. Lineage: Eukaryota; Fungi; Ascomycota; Dothideomycetes; Pleosporales; Pleosporaceae. Gene Ontology annotation, biological process: single strand break repair; double-strand break repair. The record is from RefSeq and is a predicted model, not a curated record. The transcript is spliced from 3 exons. Gene Ontology annotation, cellular component: nucleus. Gene Ontology annotation, molecular function: double-stranded DNA binding; single-stranded DNA binding; 3'-tyrosyl-DNA phosphodiesterase activity.
UCAUCCUUGUUCUAAAUUACUAAAAAAAAAGGCUGUCUUGCUAAUAACUCACUACCGGCUCGGUAGUUAGUAGAUGACCUAAUAUCUGCGAUGCAACAAGAAUCCGAAGAUACUCCGCCGAGUAAGCGCCGUCGACUCGAUGUUGUUGAUUCGCCUAAAGAGGAAGUGCUUGAGAACCAGCCUUUUUCGACGGAAUCAACCAAGAGUCUCGAUAGGCCGAUUAGCCCCCCAUCGUUGUCGAAGCGGGUAGGGUGUGGAUUGGGUGUUGAUUUUACGCCGAGUUGGAGCUUCGAUGGUGUGGUGAAAGAGGAGGUGUCGUUGGGGAUGGCGGAGCCAUCUACAUCAGGCAGCAGGGAAACCGUGAAAGAGAAAGAUGCUGAUUUAGAGACACGUUUCAUCCCAUCGCCAGUGCGACUCACAAGGAUCGAGAAGCUGCCCAAGGAGAAGAAUGUCGAUACGGUGGGCUUGACAGAUUUGCUGGGAGACCCAUUGAUCAAGGAGUGUUGGAACUUUAAUUACCUGUUCGACCUGGAUUUCAUUAUGCAACAUUUUGAUAGGGACAUUAGGGACAUGGUCAAAGUCAAGAUUGUGCAUGGCUUCUGGAGGGGAGACGACAAAAACAGGAUUGCAUUAUUGGAAACGGCAGAACGAUAUCCCAACAUUGAGCUCAUAAGUGCAUAUAUCCCGGACCCAUUUGGUACUCACCAUUCGAAAAUGCUCAUUCUCUUCCGACACGAUGAUACCGCUCAGGUCGUUAUCCAUACAGCCAACAUGAUUCACCGCGACUGGGCAAACAUGACACAAGCAGUCUGGGCGUCACCGUUGCUUCCACUCUUGCGGCACACAACGUCGGAGCAAUCAAACUCUAGCAAGAUCCACUCUAUCGGGAGCGGCGAACGAUUCAAAGUUGAUCUUCUUCGUUACUUGUAUGCAUAUGGAAUGCGUCUGGGGGCUUUGACUUCCCAGCUUAAAUACUACGACUUCUCGAGCAUUCGGGCAGCGUUCCUUGGAAGCGCGCCAUCAAAACAAAAGCUUACUGCAGCUGGUCCUUCGCACACUGCUUUUGGCUGGUUAGGGCUCGACCAGAUACUUUCUAGUAUUCCAGUCAAAGCAUCAGGGGAUAGUUUGCGUCCUCACAUCGUCACUCAAAUCUCGUCAGUGGCGACAUUGGGUGCGACACCAACAUGGCUUUUCCAUUUUCAGUCUAUUCUUUCGCGCUGUCCAGAUGCUAAAGAUACAGAAAAAGAGGAGGCGUCAUCGUCAUUCACAAAAGCGUCUAUGUUGUUCACCAAGCAAGAGUCCAAUGCAGCAGAAGCACCAGAACCCAAGUUCAGCGUUGUAUUUCCAACUCCAGCCGAGAUCCGCAUGCCCCUAGAUGGUUACACUGCUGGUGGGUCCAUCCACUGGAAAUUCCAAUCCGUCCAGCAGCAAAAACAGCUCGAAUACAUGCAUCCAAUACUCUGUCACUGGACACCUGUAUCCCGCCCCGAUCCAUCUCAGCAAGAAGCACACCGCGGCACAGCAGCACCACACAUCAAAACCUACAUUCGCUUCAGCGACGAAACCCACACGACCAUCGAUUGGGCUCUACUCACAAGCGCCAACCUAAGUAAGCAAGCAUGGGGCGACGUGAUGAACAAAAAUGAAGAAAUCCGGGUUCAGUCCUGGGAAACAGGUGUCGUGAUGUGGCCUGCUCUAUUUGCAGAAUUUGAGCAUUCAUCGACGAUGGUCCCGGUUUUCGGGGCUGAUAACCCAGAGACGGGCAAACACGGCGAGGGAAAGAGAGAGACGGUGGUUGGGUUCCGCAUGCCGUACAAUCUACCACUCGUACCGUACUCGGCUGAUGAGCGACCUUGGUGUGCGACGUUGGCGUAUGAGGAGCCAGAUCGGUAUGGACUUACUUGGGCUAGAUGGGGUCGUUGAAGGGUACCAAGGUAUACCUCUUACCAUCACUUUGAUAUUAAUAUGAACGUGUCAGUGCCAGCCGAACAUAUGUAGUAACGCAUUGCAAACAUGAGAAAUAGAAACCAGAAUAAUACAUCAAAGCUCAAAGCCCUUUUUCAUUCUUUUAUGCAUUCACCAUUGAUUGUUCUUGUGGCAUCACGGCUUUCCCAUCUUUCAUCUCACUAGUUGUCAUACUUGGCUAGUAUCUCUUCACCAGCCUUGAUGUACUCUUGCUCAGCCUGCUCCUGAGUCGUUCCAGCAUCGGCAACCUCCUUCCACUUGUUGUACUUGGCCUUGCC